GGUUUAGUAGUAGCGACGGAAGACCAGGAGCUGAGAAGGUCCUCCUGUACACUACAGAAUAAUAAUAAAAAAGAUUUUUUUGUCUUUUUUUUUUUUUUUUUUUUUUUACAAUUCUUGCAUCGAUUUUUGGAUUCUUGACUGAACAGCCUGUUGAUUUGGAUUUACUUCACAAUUUUUGUAUUUCAACAAAAAAAUAAAAACAAAAACUAAAUCAUGGGAUCACAGGCGUCUAAAGGAGGAGUGACCGCUGAGGGCAAAGCCGCCGGUGCUGCAUCACCGGACGCCGCCGGGGCGAAGACUAACGGACAGGAGAACGGGCACGUCAAGACGAACGGCGACGUCAAAGCCGAAGGCGACUCCGGAGCCACCACUAACGGCUCAGCCGAAGCCGCAAAGGAGCCCGAAGCCGGGGCGGGAGACGCCAUCGAACCGGCGCCUGCCACCGAGGGCGAAGGCGCCAAACCCGAGGGCGAGGCGGCCAAGGAGACCCCUAAGAAGAAGAAGAAGAAGUUCUCGCUGAAGAAUUCGUUCAAGUUCAAGGGGCUGUCGCUGAAAAAGAGCAAGAAGCCAAGCACCGAGGUGAAGGAGGAGGCUGUGAAGGAGGAAGAGAAGAAAGAGGAGAAGCCAGCUGAAAACGGAGCCACCGAGGAGAAAAAGGAGGAAGAGGACAAGCCGGAGGAGAGCGACGCCGCUGCUGGUGCAAGUGCCGAGACCCCCAAGGCCGAGGAGGCUCCUCCUAAAACCGAGGAGGUUGCUGCCCCCAAGGAAGAGGCCGCCACCCCUUCAGCUGAGCCCACAAAACCAACAGAGGAGACCAACUCGACACCUGCAGCAUCCGAACAGAAGGAGUGAUUGUACGCCGUAAGGAACUGUUGUGAACUGUUUUUCAAGAAAAAAAAAUCUAUAUAUAUAUUUAUAUAUAUAUGUGUAUAUGUAUACAUAUGUAUAUAUACAUGGAUAUAUGUAUAUGUAUAUAUACACAUGUAUGUGAGAAAAAAAGAGAGACUCCUCGUGCCACUUUCUUCAAGAUUAAUGAGAAACGACAGACUAGAAUCACUAGUUCACUUCCCUAUUAAUGGCUCAAAGAUCCGGGACUCUUGAAUUUAGGCCGCAAUCGAUCGGAGACGUCGACGCCGAGAAAAUGAAACGAAGAGGGGGCAUCUUUCAAUCCCAUCAUCACCAGAGAUGCUAAUAAUAUAAAAAAAAAUCAAGUGCAAGAUGAACAUCACCACAUAAUGACUGUUAAAAAAAAAAAAACGGAAAUGAAAAACAAAAAAAAUUGAAAAGACUCGCCAACUUUCUACAUUCCUAUAUUUUAACCCAAAUUUAAGUAUUUUGUGGUGUAUAGAGAACCAUUUUAAAUAUUCAAAAGGCUUUGUCUUGUUUGUUUGAAAUUGCAUUUUAAUUUCCAUCUUGGCUAAAAAAAAAAACACACACACGCACACACACCUACACACAGUUGAGCUUGCUAUGUUCACAUUUAAAGUAAAAAAAAAAACCAAGCAAAGAUGUUAUGUGUUCAAUGUGAGCCUUGAUCUGCUUUUUUUUGUCUCUGUAAAUAAAUUUGACCAAUUUUGUUUCUUUAUUUUGCUAAUGUUCAAAAGAUGUUACUGGUUUUAUUGUAAAGUUGAUAAUGGUAAAAAUAAAUGUUGGUUACCUAAUGAA
Silurus meridionalis is the source of this 1665-nucleotide messenger RNA. RefSeq names its product MARCKS-like 1b (gene marcksl1b). Gene Ontology annotation, molecular function: calmodulin binding; actin filament binding. Bases 214 to 852 code for a protein of 212 amino acids. The transcript is spliced from 2 exons. Gene Ontology annotation, cellular component: plasma membrane; cytoplasm. The record is from RefSeq and is a predicted model, not a curated record. Gene Ontology annotation, biological process: central nervous system development; actin filament organization. Lineage: Eukaryota; Metazoa; Chordata; Actinopteri; Siluriformes; Siluridae.